This is a messenger RNA of Haplochromis burtoni (Burton's mouthbrooder), 4253 nucleotides long. It is a transcript of the gene cul5b, whose product is annotated as cullin 5b. The record is from RefSeq and is a predicted model, not a curated record. Lineage: Eukaryota; Metazoa; Chordata; Actinopteri; Cichliformes; Cichlidae. Gene Ontology annotation, cellular component: SCF ubiquitin ligase complex; Cul5-RING ubiquitin ligase complex. The coding region runs from base 56 to 2443 and encodes 795 amino acids. Gene Ontology annotation, biological process: SCF-dependent proteasomal ubiquitin-dependent protein catabolic process; protein ubiquitination. The transcript has 19 exons. Gene Ontology annotation, molecular function: ubiquitin protein ligase binding.
CUUCGUAGGUCUUGUUGUUCGCGCGAGAUUUUACGAGAGGAUAAGUUGAGGGAACAUGGCGACGUCUAAUUUGCUAAAGAACAAAGGCUCCCUUCAGUUUGAAGAUAAAUGGGACCUGAUGCGGCCCAUAGUACUGAAGCUCCUGCGGCAAGAGUCCGUCACCAAACAACAGUGGUUUGACCUGUUCUCAGAUGUCCAUGCUGUGUGCCUGUGGGACGACAAAGGUCCAGCUAAGAUCCACCAGGCCCUCAAAGAGGACAUAUUAGAUUUCAUCAAACAAGCACAAGCACGGGUGCUUAGUCACCAAGAUGACACGGCGUUGCUGAAGGCGUACAUUGUGGAGUGGAGGAAGUUCUUCACACAGUGUGACAUUCUGCCCAAACCUUUCUGCCAGCUGGAGAUCACUUUGAUGGGUAAGCAAGGAAGCAACAAGAAGUCCAACAUGGAGGACAGCAUCGUCCGCAAGCUCAUGCUUGACACAUGGAACGAGUCCAUUUUCUCCAACAUUAAAAACAGGCUACAAGACAGUGCCAUGAAGCUCGUCCACGCCGAGAGGCUGGGGGAGGCCUUUGACUCACAGCUGGUCAUCGGAGUGCGGGAGUCAUACGUAAACCUGUGCUCCAACCCCGACGACAAGCUGCAGAUCUACAGGGAUAACUUUGAAAAAGCGUAUAUGGAUUCUACUGAGAGGUUUUACAGAACACAAGCACCGGCCUACCUCCAGCAGAACGGCGUCCAAAACUACAUGAAAUAUGCUGAUUCGAAGCUGAGGGAAGAGGAGAAACGUGCCCUGCGUUACCUAGAGACGAGACGUGACUGCAACUCUGUACAAGCAUUAAUGGAGUGUUGCGUCAAUGCGCUAGUAACAUCGUUCAAGGAGACCAUCUUAGCCGAAUGUCCGGGCAUGAUCAAACGAAAUGAGACAGAGAGUGAGUACGGCAGGACUGUUCCCACCAAAGGCUCAGCCAGCUCAGAGUUGCACCUGAUGUUUUCUCUCAUGGACAAAGUGCCCAACGGCAUCGAGCCCAUGCUGAAGGACCUGGAGGAGCACAUCAUGAGUGCUGGGCUGGCCGAUAUGGUAGCGUCGGCGGAGACGAUCACCUCUGACUCGGAGAAAUACGUGGAGCAGCUGCUCACCCUGUUUAACCGCUUCAGUCGACUGGUGAAAGAGGCCUUUCAGGAUGAUCCACGCUUCCUGACUGCUAGAGACAAAGCCUAUAAAGCGGUUGUGAAUGAUGCCACGAUAUUUAAAUUAGAGCUUCCCAUGAAACAGAAAGGGGUAGGGUUGAAAACUCAGCCUGAGUCCAAGUGUCCAGAGCUGCUAGCCAACUACUGUGACAUGCUCCUGAGGAAGACUCCACUCAGCAAGAAGCUCACCUCUGAAGAGAUCGAGGCCAAGCUCAAGGAAGUGCUUUUAGUCCUGAAGUAUGUCCAGAACAAAGAUGUUUUCAUGCGCUACCACAAAGCCCACCUGACCCGUCGGCUCAUCCUGGACAUCUCAGCCGACAGCGAGAUAGAGGAGAACAUGGUGGAGUGGCUCAGGGAAGUAGGAAUGCCAGCUGACUAUGUCAACAAGCUAGCGAGGAUGUUCCAAGACAUCAAGGUGUCGGAGGACCUCAACCAGUCCUUCAAAGAAAUGCAUAAACAUAACAAGCUUGCUUUACCAGCUGACUCGGUCAACAUAAAGAUCCUGAAUGCUGGAGCGUGGUCGAGGAGCAGCGAGAAGGUUUUUGUGUCUCUCCCUACGGAGCUGGAGGAUUUGAUACCUGAGGUAGAAGACUUCUAUAAGAAGAACCACAGUGGCAGGAAGCUUCACUGGCAUCACCUCAUGUCCAACGGCAUCAUAACGUUUAAGAACGAGGUGGGCCAGUAUGACCUGGAGGUGACCACAUUCCAGCUGGCGGUGCUGUUUGCCUGGAACCAGCGACCGAGGGAGCGGAUCAGCUUUGAAAACCUCAAAUUAGCCACUGAGCUGCCCGAUGCAGAGCUGCGGCGCACUCUCUGGUCUCUGGUAGCGUUUCCCAAACUCAAGAGGCAGGUGUUGCUCUAUGACCCGGCAGUGUCUUCGCCAAAAGACUUUGCAGAAGGAACGUUAUUCUAUGUCAACCAGGAAUUUUCUCUCAUAAAAAAUUCCAAGGUUCAGAAAAGGGGGAAGAUCAACCUGAUCGGUCGGCUGCAGCUCACCACGGAGCGAAUGAGAGAGGAGGAGAACGAGGGCAUCGUCCAGCUCAGGAUACUAAGAACACAGGAGGCCAUCAUCCAAAUAAUGAAGAUGAGGAAGCGCAUCAACAACGCUCAGCUGCAGACGGAGCUGGUGGAAAUCCUAAAGAACAUGUUUUUACCACAGAAGAAGAUGAUCAAGGAGCAGAUUGAGUGGCUGAUAGACCAUAAGUACAUAAAGCGGGAUGAGACGGAUAUAAACACCUUCAUCUACAUGGCAUAGCAGAGCACAUUAGGACGACUUGUUCUGACUUUGGUUUCAGUGGAUCAGGCCUGAUGGACACUAGAAUACUUCCAGGCUCCCCGUCCUUUAUUUAAAAAAACAAAAAAUCCUGUGCAGGGAGGCAUGAAUUUUAAGACUGAGUCCUAUUUAAAAAAAAAAUUCAACUUCCUGCCUUAAAGUUGUACAGACAUAAAAAAAACAAAGACCAGUUGCAGUGGGAGUCUGCACCAAGUGAUCAUAAGUAUUUUUAGUUACGGCAGGGUUCCUCUGCCGUCCAGAUGAGGCUGUUAAUCUUUAAUGGUCUGCUUGUGAUGCAGUGGUGCAUCAUCGGGGCAGCCACUAUAACACUCCUGCUCAGUGCUUGCACACUUCUGAAGGCAUGCUGACAGGAAACGGCUGAGGAACUCAAAAUACCUGCAGUCCACUUUUAAUCCAUGCCAAAUCCACAUCAUCUGAACGUUGAAUAAAGUGCCGCCCGCGUCCCUCGAAGGCUGCUAUAACCUGUUUAUGGUGGCGGCUCUCUGCAGUUAAAGUGAUCAAACACUUAAUCUGGACUUUGUGUGAAUAAAUAAACAAAACAAGAUAAGCACUUCACAGUUUGCAGGACUGAACCAGACAACAAUCUAAAGCCAGCUCCAGACUCCCUCAAGCCUCUGGCCCUGGGUAAAAAGUUAGAAUCCGAGUCCCUGCGACCAAAUGUACCCAGGAACAGAGGUGGGGGUGCUGCAGUGACGCCAGGAAGCCUGGGAGAGGAGGCUGAGGUCAGUAUUACACAUGGUUAAAAACUACAAUUCAAAGCUAUAAGAAAGUGUACUGUGAGAUGUGAAUAAUGAAAUGAUGAAAUAAAGAGCACCUUAUUAUAAAACAACAUGUAGGCUUGUCUUUCAUCACAUGAACAGUUUAGGUGAUUUCUUUUUUUUUAAAAGGAAGCCCUAACAAUCCUCUUAAUUGCCCUCAAUUGAGGUAUAUUUGGAGUCAUUUACAAGCCUGUUUCCAGGCAGAGCUAAGAGCGGUGUACGCUUCCUUCACUCAAAUAUUUUGUUCAUAGAAGCUUUAAAGAGGUUGAAGCUCCAGCAACUCUAAACUAGGAUAAAAAAACAGCUUUAUUAGUUGAUCAGCACCACAAGCCAAAACGCGUUAGUCAAGUAAUAAAGCUGCUGUUUAUACUGCAAGUGUUGCUAGAGCCUCGACCUCUUCAGACCCUUGGUUCUUCUAAACGAACCUAGGAAGUAGGUGAAGUUAUGCUAGAAACCUCCAUUCUGUGUCAAGAGGCUAUCAAUGAAUCAUUUUUCCCAAAGCUACACCUUGUAACCAAGCAGGAAGAGACUGUGGAGAAUGCAGUGUAGGUUUAUAAUAGACUGCCAGUUGUUUUGUUUUCACACAAAGUGUCUCUUAUAAUUUGGCACUACAGCAAGUUUACUUUAGCCCAGAGGUACCCAGACUUUCCUGGGAUCAGUUGCUAGUUUGGAAUAAAACAAGAAGCCCACUGUUUAAAAAUGUGCUCAUUGGAAGCAUCACAAAGAAGGACGAUGAGCCAGUCGCGGUGCCGUGCUCCUCGGUUUCUCCGUCAGAUUCUCUCCUCAGUUGUCACCACUGGUUUUCAGUCAUACAUGUACUCCUUUUCGAAUUUUAGCCAUGUACAAGUAAUCCCUGUGAGCUGAAAGCUCAAGAUUCAGACUCCUUGAAACACCCAUGGUAUGAUCAUCUCAGGUAUACGGCUCUGGAUGUGAGCACAAAAACCCCACCUACCCCCUGUGUCAGACAGAGUGGAACUGAUGGAUGGAUCAAGCAUGAACCAAGUAAAACUUAU